AUGUACAUUUUAUUCUCGCUGCUACUACCAGCUAUGGUAUCAGCGAUGACAGGUGGCACAACUGUGGAAUCCUCGUCUAAAUACCCGUUUUUUGUCACACUCACGGACCCCAUUUUAUGCGGUGGAAGCAUCAUUUCAUUAGACCCACCAUGGAUUUUGACAGCAGCGCAUUGUAUCGAAAAUUUGGAAAUACAUCCCAACAAGUAUACAGUGGCCUAUGGUAACAGAGACUUUUCAAAGCAAACGUAUGCUGCUAUUCAGCAAGCCGUGAGCCAUCCGCUCUAUGUGUCAUCACAGCAGCUUCAAACACAGGUGUACGCAACGGAUCAAACCGACGUAAUUCCAUAUGACAUUGCAUUGAUUAAAUUGAAAUCCCCUCUUGUGGCAAAUACCCAUGUCAAUCGUAUCCCCAUAUCAACAGCAUCGCUCAACAAAGAAGAAAACCCCAGCACUUAUAAGGAAACCAUCGGUAUGGGAUACGUUGGCUAUGAGAAGCCGCAUGCUGAUAUGUUGCAGUACACUCCAUGCAAUUCAUCCAAUGUGGGAACUCUCCGGAACAGUAACUUUAACCACAGCAUUAUAUUGGCUACUUCAGAUGCAGGAUUAUGCCAUGGUGAUUCAGGAAGCCCACUCUUGAGCAAAUCAGCCGAUACUAAAGAAUAUUAUCUGGAUGGCGUAUUAAACAGGAUUUUGAAUGCAUAUGAUCCUGAUCCUGAUAAUGGGUCAUGCCCCUUUCAUGAAUCCAAUUUGACGCGAUUUCUCAACUCGUUUGUCAAACCCUCGGCUCAUAUCAAGUGGAUCAUGAAUGCCACGCAGCUUUCGUUUGAUGCAUUGACAGAUCCAGUGACAAGUCUGGAUGAUGGCAGUGUUUUUGCAGCUUCGUCUACAAGCUCUGCUAUUAUUACUACGACUGCAUCAUUGUUUUUGCGUGCUUCUUGCUUUGGCGUUGAUUGGACACUGGCGACGGUGCUGAUAAGCUCUUUAUUGAUGAUUAUUUACCUUUAA
Messenger RNA from Mucor velutinosus, 1005 nucleotides. RefSeq lists its product as uncharacterized. The record is from RefSeq and is a predicted model, not a curated record. The coding region runs from base 1 to 1005 and encodes 334 amino acids. Gene Ontology annotation, biological process: proteolysis. Gene Ontology annotation, molecular function: serine-type endopeptidase activity. NCBI's taxonomy places the organism in Eukaryota, Fungi, Mucoromycota, Mucoromycetes, Mucorales, Mucoraceae. The transcript is spliced from 2 exons.